Messenger RNA from Prorocentrum cordatum, 2754 nucleotides. The record is from the annotation of a GenBank genome assembly. NCBI's taxonomy places the organism in Eukaryota, Dinophyceae, Prorocentrales, Prorocentraceae.
CUGAACUUUACCGCCACCUGGUACUGUACCUCGACUCCCGCACUCAGGUGCGGAGAACAAUGAUUGCCACCGUGUCGCGAGCGUUGCUUGCCGCUGCAGCUGGAAAGGCUGUGGCAGGUUUGCAGAUCCACGCUGAUCAGGGGGACGUGACUUAUGUGAACAACCACGCCGGCAAAAUCUUCGUGGGCGUUCGGUCGGCCCCAACGGCCGCACCAACGCUGGCGACAGGAGGAAGUGCGAUCCCAACGAUGUGUGGCCUGCAAGUUUGUGUGGCUCGCAAGAGUGACGGCACAGCUGUCGUGUGGGGAAAUCCAAAUUUGGGCGGUGAUGCUUCCAACGUGGAUCUUACCAACGUGGCAGAUGUGAUGUGUGGCUCAUACGCGUGUGUCGCUCGCAAGAGUGACGGCACAGCUGUCGCGUGGGGAUACCAUGGUGGUGACGCUUCCAACGUGGAUCUUACCAACGUGGCAGAUGCGAUGUGUGGCGGUUACGCGUGUGUGGCUCGCAAGAGUGACGGCACAGCUGUCGUUUGGGGACAUGCAUCUUAUGGUGGUGCCGCUUCCAGCGUGGAUCUUACCAACGUGGCAGACGCGAUGUGUGGCAUAUUUGCGUGUGUGGCUCGCAAGAGUGACGGCACAGCUGUCGUUUGGGGACAUGCAUCUUAUGGUGGUGCCGCUUCCAACGUGGAUCUUACUAACGUGGUAGAUGCGAUGUGUGGCGCUUCGGCGUGUGUGGCUCGCAAGAGUGACGGCACGGCUGUCGUAUGGGGAGAUGCAUCCCGUGGUGGUGACGCUUCCAAUGUGGAUCUUACCGACGUGGCAGAUGCGAUGUGUGGCGAAUUCGCGUGUGUGGCUCGCAAGAGUGACGGCACAGCUGUCGCGUGGGGGCAUGCAUCGUAUGGUGGUGACGCUUCCAACGUGGAUCUUACCAACGUGGCAGAUGCGAUGUGCGGUGGUGACGCGUGUGUGGCUCGCAAGAGUGACGGCACAGCUGUCGCUUGGGGAGAUGCAUCCCUUGGUGGUGACGCUUCAAACGUGGAUCUUACCAACGUGGCAGACGCGAUGUGUGGCGAAUCCGCAUGUGUGGCUCGCAAGAGUGACGGCACAGCUGUCGCCUGGGGAGAUGCAUCGCGUGGUGGUGACGCUUCCAACGUGGAUCUUACCAACGUGGCAGAUGUGAUGUGCGGCGGUAACGCGUGUGUGGCUCGCAAGAGUGACGGCACGGCUGUCGCGUGGGGACACGCAUCCCGUGGUGGCGACGCUUCCAACGUGGAUCUCACCAAUAUAGCAAAUCAGCCCGACCUCGUCCCCGACGCCCAGUCCGACGAGCAGUCCGACAAGCAGCCCGACCUCCAGUCCGACCGCGUCCCCGACGUCCAGUCCGACGAACAGCCCGACCUCCAGUCCGACUUCGUCCCCGACGUCCAGUCCGACGAGCAGCCCGACCUCCAGUCCGACCUCGUCCCCGACGUCCAGUCCGACGAGCAGCCCGACCUCCAGUCCGACCUCGUCCCCGACUCCCAGUCCGACGAGCAGUCCGACGAGCAGCCCGACCUCCAGUCCGACCGCGUCCCCGACUCCCAGUCCGACGAGCAGCCCGACCUCCAGUCCGACCUCGUCCCCGACGUCCAGUCCGACGAGCAGCCCGACCUCCAGUCCGACCUCGUCCCCGACUCCCAGUCCGACGAGCAGUCCGACGAGCAGCCCGACCUCCAGUCCGACCCGUCCCCGACGUCCAGUCCGACGAGCAGCCCGACCUCCAGUCCGACCUCGACCCCGACGCCCAGCCCGACGAGCAGUCCGACUGAGGGAACAACCUCGGCACCAACGCCCGCGCCGACGCCCGCGCCGACCCCAGGGCCAACACUACCCCCAACGUCGAGCCCGACUGGGGCCCCAUCGCCACAUGUGCCGAGCACGGCCGUAGGAGACCCCCACGUCACGAAUCUGAUCGGGGCUUCCUUCGACGUCAAUCAGCCGGGCGAGCACGUCCUCCUGCGCACGCCCUUCGACGAGGGCCUCCCGCCCCAGCUCGAGGUCCGCGCCAGGAUGAGGCCGGCGCCCGCAUCGCCCUGCGGCCUGUGGAUCACGGAGGUGAUCUUCGGAGGCGAGUGGGUCGGCGCGGACGAGGUCCGCGUGCGCACGUCGACCCGGGGGUCCGCCGAGGGCGAGCCCGGCCACUUCGCCCUGCGGUCGGGGCCAGGCGACGGCACCCGGGCCGCGUCGGGGUGGAGGCCGUGGGCCGCCUUCGGCAAGGGCGAGGGGGUGGCCCUGUCCAGCUACGUGACGGUCCGGCCGGCCUUCCGGGCCUUCCGUGGGCCGGUCGCCGUCAGGGGCAGGAGGGUCUUCGAGUUCCUCAUCGGGAAGGCCCGCGCUCUGGACGAGCGCGUGUCGGUUGUCGUUGCGCAGGAGACGCGGCAGGCGUCGCUGGACGUGCAGGCAACGCGCCUCGGCAGAGUGGGCGGGUCCGCCCGCUUCGGGGGCCUCCUCGGCACCGAGGAGCACGACCCAGCGGUUGAGGAGGUCUCCUCGGAGUGCGCCGCGCACCUCAAGAGCAGUGGCGCGGGCAAGGGGCCCGGAUGGGAGCCGGCGAGCAGCUCCAUGAAGGGCCAGUUGUACUCCAGCUCGACGGCUGAAGGCUCGGCGUCGCCGCGGCUCCAGGCGGCGAGCAGAAUGUCUGCGACGCUGUGAGCUUUCGCGCUGCAUCGGGUGUAGCCACGUUCAGGGGUGGCUGGGGGAGGAGAAUCCUUUUUCC